AUGGCUACUAUUCGUAAGAGUUUGUUGAACCCGGAUGCAUCCGAAUAUAUACCUAUUUCCACUCGGCCACCGCCUCCUCCUCCUCCUACCGUUGAUUCACCACCACGGGAGAAUGUAUACAGUGUUAUACCUAUAAGAAGGAGCCAUAAGAACGUGACUACUAUCGUGAUUAAGAAUAUUCCAUAUGACUACAACCGUGAAAUGUUGAUGCGAUUUCUGGACGAGCAUUGCUUACUGGAGAAUCAAAAAGCUAGAGAUUCAAAUGGAGAAAAUACACAUGUGUUUGCUUAUGAUUUCUUGUAUUUGCCUAUGGAUUUCAAAAGCAAGAUGAACAAAGGUUAUGCAUUUGUGAAUUUCACCGAUGAGAGAACUGUGUGGAAAUUUUUUGAGGCUUAUGACAAACUAAAUGUGUUGCCGGGAUCUACUUGGAGGGUUAGGAUUGUUACUGCGAAGAUCCAGGGAAAAGAGGCUUUGGUGAACCAUUUCAAGAAUACAAAAUUCAGAUGUGAAUCAGAAGAGUUUCUGCCAGUUCAGUUUAGUCCAGCAAGAGAUGGUUCUGGGGAAUCGGUACAAAUGAUUAGUGUUGGUAAAUACAAAGUCACUCCAUCUUGUUCAGAUAUUCUCAAGAAACCCUAACUUUAAUUUAGGGUGAUGGUAGAACAAAUUGAGGGGUGGAAUAAUGGCACCUAAGUUAUUUAUGACACAUCAUUUGCCUUUCUAUUCUUGCUUGAGUUGAGGAUGUUAGAGGUAAUAAUUUAUGCAGUUAUUCGAAGAUAAAAGCUCGGGUUAACUUGUCAGGGUGAAUGCA
Molecule: messenger RNA, 808 nt
Organism: Solanum pennellii
Lineage: Eukaryota; Viridiplantae; Streptophyta; Magnoliopsida; Solanales; Solanaceae
Product: protein terminal ear1 homolog
Exons: 5
Coding region: 1-636 (211 amino acids)
Molecular function (GO): RNA binding
Source: RefSeq, a predicted model, not a curated record